GUUGCCUAAUCAGGAAGGUCAUUCCGGUGGAGCGUUUUUCCCCGCUCGGCUUCGGCUUCGGCUUCGGCUUCGCAUCACUGCCGGCGGGCCUCGCAUCUUCUCCCUCCUCCGUCAUAUCUCUCCACAAUUUGGAGCGAAAUAUGGGAUAUAAACAUCACUCUCAGGCCAGCUUCGGCAUCACAAAAGUCCCCAGCGCUUGUCAACGCUGUCGACGGCAAAAUUUAAAGCGGCCCUGCACCCUCUGUGUCCGCGCAGGGGCUCGUUGUCUUCCGGGCUCGACUCGUUGGAGACCCUAUCAACCUCCACCCGUGGAACCUUCCUCCGAAGGUGUGCCGAUAGCGGAUUCCCUGAGGAGUACACCAAUCCGACAAUCCAGUCCACCAUCUGCCCGCGAUCGAGACGGCCUGGCAUCGGCCCCUUGCAUACCAUCCCACCAAAGUCGCCAUAAUAGGACGUCAAGCUCGACCAUUUCCCUGCUAGGAGGAGCAUUUGAGCUUCACAACGCGGCUACCCCAGGACAUCCGGCACUAACUGCCAUCCCGGGAGCCCAUCUGCGGGAAGUCCACUCCAUCUCCCCCAGUGUGGAGGACGACACAUUGUCUAUACAAGUGGACAAUACGCCGGAGCAUCUUCCACCAGCCGUACCCCCUUGCGAACCCUCUUCAGUUGUCAACGACUUGGUCUCUUUAUUUCCGAGUUUUGAAGCAGCCAGUCUGCUCGUGGAUACCUACUUUGACCGGGUGCACUGGUUCGUGUUGAUCUUCUAUCAAGACGAGUUCCGCCAACGCUGGCCCAAACUCUACCAACCCACUCGCAGACCGGCAGUUCACCAUGGCGUCGGCUUCGUCAGCGCCUUUCUUCUCGUGAUUGCGAUAGGGCUGCAAUACGCCGGGCCUUAUCGACGGGAGCUUCUCUCCAAACAUGGCGUCGACCUCAGUCUCCGCGAUCGUAUUCUGUCGACUGUAAGAAGCUAUCUCCUUGACAUCAUGUCACUAGGCUCUUUGGAAGCAGUCCAGACUUGCAUACUACUGGGAACAUAUUACCUCUAUCACGGAGCUCCUCGUCUGGCGUGGCCGGUGUGCGGCUGUGGACUCCGCAUCGCUCAGGACGUCCGAAAUACUGUCUAGCUCUCUUAUUGACCUGGUUUCGGAAACUUAUGCAGCAUCCUUUGUCAGCAUCCAUACAUUUACUGCCGGCGUGACCUUGGGGAUCCUCAGCAGCAUGGACCCUCUGGGGACUCAAUCAGCCGAUACCAAAGCUGGGCUUCGAAACCUCAUGGGAGUACAGGAGAAACUCCGACUG
Molecule: messenger RNA, 1302 nt
Organism: Aspergillus sclerotioniger CBS 115572
Lineage: Eukaryota; Fungi; Ascomycota; Eurotiomycetes; Eurotiales; Aspergillaceae
Product: Zn(II)2Cys6 transcription factor
Exons: 3
Coding region: 141-1127 (328 amino acids)
Biological process (GO): regulation of DNA-templated transcription
Molecular function (GO): zinc ion binding; DNA-binding transcription factor activity, RNA polymerase II-specific
Source: RefSeq, a predicted model, not a curated record